Messenger RNA from Schizosaccharomyces octosporus yFS286, 1535 nucleotides. RefSeq names its product SR family protein Srp1. NCBI's taxonomy places the organism in Eukaryota, Fungi, Ascomycota, Schizosaccharomycetes, Schizosaccharomycetales, Schizosaccharomycetaceae. Bases 112 to 993 code for a protein of 293 amino acids. The transcript has 3 exons. Gene Ontology annotation, molecular function: RNA binding. Gene Ontology annotation, cellular component: nuclear speck. The record is from RefSeq and is a predicted model, not a curated record. Gene Ontology annotation, biological process: mRNA splicing, via spliceosome.
CCUAAACUCUCGGUAAACGACUUAGUAACGGCUUGCUCUUCACUAUUAUAUAGGUGUCCUUAGUAUUUUGCCAACCACCAUCUUGGGUACCAUAUCGAAGAUUUAACAAAAAUGAGUCGUAGAAGCCCUCGUACACUUUAUGUUACUGGCUUUCGAGAUGGACUUCGUGCUCGUGAACUUGCUUACGAGUUUGAGCCAUUUGGCCCAUUAGUUCGUUGCGAUAUUCCUAUUCCUCGAACUCGCUCUUCUAGACCUUUUGCAUUCGUAGAGUAUGAAGAUUCCCGAGACGCUGAAGAUGCUUAUUACGAAGUUCAUGGUCGUCGUCUCGAACGUGGUGGUGGAACUCUGCGCGUUGAAUGGGCCAAGCAACCUCCUCCCCCAUCCGGUGGACCCAUCCGCCGUACUACUCCCGGUAGAAGAGAUCGCGGUGGCCGUGUUCGUGGUCCUGAACGCGGUGAACGUGGACGUCUUGGUACCCGCUCUCCUUCCCCACGUGGUGACCGCUCUCCUUCUCCCAGACGUUCUAUGAGCCCUCGCUACCGUUCACGUAGUAGAAGCCCUGUUCGCCGUGAUCGCUCUCCUAGCUAUGAACGUGGUCGUGAGUCUCCAUAUUAUCGUUCAACCUCUCCCCGCCGUAGUCCCCACCCUGAUGAAGUUGAAUAUCGUCGUGCCGCUGCCUCUCCCCGUGACAACGCUCCUAAUGACCUUCAAAAUGCUCAGCCUUACGAUGAAGCUCCUGCUUCUGCUCAAGCUGUUCCUUCAGAGGAGCCUAAACAGGACACCGCUCCUUCUACUGACCAACAAUUCGUAGAGCAACCUGUUGAACAACAGCCUGAACAACACCAAGAACAGCAGCCAACUCAGCAAACAGAAAAACCAGCCGAGUCUGAAGCUCCUGCUGCCGAGCCCACUCCAGCGAAUGCUGAAUCAAGUGAAGCUGUCGAACCUGCUCAACCCACUGAACACACAGCCGAUAGCGAACGUCAAGAGUAAAUAUAAAAAAAAAUGGAGGUAAAAUUGUCGCUUCAUUCCUAUUCCUUUUUCAUUAGUCGUUUUCCGUUUUCCUUUUUCGUAAGCGCUUUAGGCGAAAAUCGACAUUUUCAAGUACCAUUACAUGUAGAUAAAACGAAAACGCCUGGCCGUGAAAUGCUCUUUCUGCUUACUUCGCUCGCAUUUCAAUGGUAAAAACAAGAUUUUAUGAACUCUAGAAAGGCAUUUGAAAUGACUAUGUCCCACAUUUACUUCCUGUUGUCUUUUUCAUCCUUUUGUAUGUAUUUUGAAGGAAUCGUAUGUGAGUUUUGGUAACAUCUUGUGUUCGGUGCCUGGAAGUUCAUUGUCAGGAACUAUAGGUUGAGCUGUUCUACUAAAUGGGCGAAAUUUGUUUUGACCCUUCAAUAUUUUUCCUUUGCUUUAUUGUUUUGUUACAGCUAGUAAAUUUUUGAUUCAUUGCUGUUUCGGUGUUGGCUCUCCUAUCUUUUAAAUUUUAAUAGAUUAUAAAGAAAUUGUUUUUUUUUAUUUACUUCUACUUUUUGCAU